AUGUCCAAGUUUGUCAUCAAGGUUGAAACCACUCCACCCACCCUCAUUGUCUCCACGAGCACCAUAAAGUGUAUGGUGCUUAUAAGCCACGAGCCUUAUAAUCACUACCGCUUACCCUGCCACCACCUGCAUGACCCCAACUACCACCAAGAGACUCACCUCUGCCAUGAUCUCUCCUCCCAUGACCAUUACCACUCUGGGGAAGACUCUCACAGCCAUGGCCCUCCUCUCUUCCUCUGUCCCAACCACGCACACAACCUUCCAUAUGCCCACAUCCUCUACAACUGGAAGCACGACCACAUCAGCAAUAACCCCAUCUCCCACCACUGGUACCCCGAGAAUGUUGGUAACACCCACCCCCACAAUAUCACACAGUACAUCUUGUGUUUCUCCUACACUUUCCCUACUCUGAGUACAUCUACAAACGCGCUAACUACUUCUUUCGGUACUACUAUUUCCUUUUCAAUAUCCACAACAAUAAUGUCCUCUUCCCUAUCCUCCGCCAGUGUAAAUUCAAUGCUCAUGACCACCCCUAACUCUCUCCCUACAUUCUCACCUCUCUCUGGCAUGGAAAAUACAGGGACUUCUGUCACUGCUUUCACUACUCUUUUUUCAUCCAAAACUACAAGAACUUCUCCAACUAUGUCUUCUCUAAAGACCUUUGCGACUGAAACAACCACCACUUGUUUUAUUUCUUCUACUACCCCAUGUCCAGAAUCUAUAUCAGUUACGAUAGUGCCUGCCUCUCCCACUACUUCAUGUAUGGAAAUGGGUCCAAGUAGUGAAGUUACCUCGAUGCCUAACAUCCCAAUGUUAGUGUUCACCUCUACUACUGAGAUGGCUACCUCCCCUAGUUCCACCAGUAUGACAACUGUGUUUCGUAGGCAUACGGACACUUCUGCUUCCGUUCUGGAAACUCAUCCUACCAACAGCAUAAUGGAUGCUCCUAGUUCUAUCAGCACUGGGACUGUCCCCAGUUACACGGUUUUGAUAAGCACUCGAAGACCCACCAGUGGAAGCUGGAUGAGCACCAAUUCUGUAACCGUCCCACAUAUGCCUGGCUUCAUGAGCCUCCCACUGACCAUGAAACCAAGCAGCAGGUUUCCAACUGCCAUGGUGACUUCAAUCAAGUUGACUCACUCCACCCCACCCACCAUCAAGAUUCCAGAAACACCGGUAGUCAUCUCUCAGACUACCACCACCCUUAUGUCACCCAGGGCAACUUCAACCACUACUCAGAUGACCACACAGUCUAGACUGACUACUUGCCCAGGCAACUGUGACCAUGGUGGCACCUGGAUGCAAGGCCUAUGCCACUGCCCUUUGAGGUUCUCUGGGGACCACUGUGAGCUCCAGGAGAUCAGGUGCCAGAAUGGAGGUAAAUGGGAUGGCCUCAAGUGCCACUUCCCUAGCAUCUUCCAUGUACUGUUGGAGUUUGUGGUGGAAGAGGUGGAUCUGGACACUGUGGGUGCUGAAGGGGAUAUGGAGGUGUCUGUUGACCAGGAGAUCUCCCCUGACCUCAAUGACAACACUUCCAAGGCCUAUGAGGAUUUCAGCGACACCUUCUGGGAUCAGAUGCAGAAGAUUUACCAAAAUGUGCAAGGAUUCAAGGAUGUGGAGAUCCUGUCCCUGAGGAAUGGCAGCAUUGUGGUGCCCUUUAGCCUCCAGCUGGAGAGCGAGUAUGAGAAGGUGAAGACAGUCUUGAAGGAGGAGCUCCAGAAUGUCAGCCACAAUGGGGACAGCUGCCAGAGUGAGUAGACCCUGUGUUUUGGGCCUGACUUCAUCAAGGUGACCAACGACACCAGGAAGGAGCUGACCCUAGAAGCCAUCUGUCGCCGGGCCACUGCCAAAGGCUAUGAGGAUUUCUUUUUCCCCUCGGUGGAGGAGAACCGGCUCUGCUGCGUCACCAAAUGCACGUCGGGCGUGGAUGGCGCCAUCGACUGUCACCAAGGCCAGUGCUUUGUGGAGAGGAGCGGUCCCGCUCGCUCGCUGGUGAGACCCUGAGCACCCG
Neofelis nebulosa (Clouded leopard) is the source of this 2011-nucleotide messenger RNA. RefSeq names its product mucin-3B-like. NCBI's taxonomy places the organism in Eukaryota, Metazoa, Chordata, Mammalia, Carnivora, Felidae. The record is from RefSeq and is a predicted model, not a curated record.